AUGAUCGCUAGUAUUUCCGAACCAAGUUCGGCAGGGACUCCACCAACUCUUACACCCCAGCCAGUUAAGACUUUCGACAAAGGUAUAGUUGGCGGUGAUGAAUAUGGAGCGUUCACCGGAUUCGAGAGAGACGGCAAAGGGCACACUGGGUUCGGGCCUGCAAGCUCAGUACCCUUGGAACGUCGCAAAAAAGUCAUAAUCGUGGGAGCAGGUAUCAAUGGAAUCCAACAAGCGACCAUUCUGCUUAAGGAUGGAUAUGUCAAGCAUGGUGACAUACAGAUCAUGGACGCUCUGGACAGUUACGGCGGCGUCUGGCAGAAGAACAAGUAUCCAGGAUGUGCAUGCGAUGUCCCUGCCAUGAUCUAUACCACCUCAUAUCACAUCAACAAAAAUUGGACACAUUUCUACGCGGAACGAGCAGAGAUUGAAGAAUACUACACCAACUUCGCGCUCCAGUAUGGCCUUGAUAAAUGCACGCAAUUCCAAAGCUUCGUCAGGUCUUGUGCAUGGGACGACGACCUGAUGUGCGUUGGGAGCCUUGACCGGCCAAAAUGGGGCAACACGCCAGGCAGAGAGAACUUCAAAGGCAUUUCGUGGCAUACUGCCCAUUGGAGGCACGACUGCGACUUGACGGGCAAGAAAGUAGCUAUCAUCGGCUGUGGACCAAGCGCUGCACAGAUUCUUCCUGAGAUCAUUGACAAGCCCGAGCAUCUCACGGUUUACAUGCGGACACCGCCGGUGUGCAUUGCCAGAGGUGAUUAUGCCUACUCAAGGCUCUUCCGGUGGGCAGUCAAAUGGAUACCCUUGUUUGCGUGGCUUGUCAGGACGUACAUGAACUUGGAGAUGAUGCGAGACUGUCGUCCGAUGGCCACCGACGGCGACCCUAUGAACGAUAAGAUGACCCAGGAAGCGAUCAGGUACAUGGAGUCCCAGAUUUCCGACCCAGAACUCCGCGAAAAGGUCCGACCUCAUUCAAAGUUCUUCUGCAAACGACCAUUGCACUUGGAUGGCUUUUACGCCGCCCUGGCAAGAAAGAACUGUACAGUUCUCAGAGAAGACCUGGUCCGAUACACUGAGAAGGGUGUAUUGUCCAAGGACAAGUCGAGCGGAAAGGAGACCGAGCGUGAAUACGACAUCAUCAUUUUCGGCACGGGCUUCAACGUGUCCCAAUUUCUGGAGCACGAGAAGGUGAUAGGAAUCAACGGGCUGGAUCUCCAAGUCAAGUGGAAAGACCAUCCCGAAGCACUCUACGGGUUGGCCACCAGCCAGUUCCCGAACAUGUUCUAUUGUUUCGGUCCGAACUCAGCACACGUCUGGUCAUCUCAGCAGGAUAACUGGGAGCGGCAAGCUCGUUUCGCUGCGAAGGUUGUCAGAGAAUCGGUCCUGAGGGCGAGAAAAGGAGUGAAGCUGGCAAUCCAUCCUCGGCGGGAUUUUGAGAGGGAAUACAAUGCCGAAGUCCAGCGGAGGCAGACUGGGACUUUUGUCUGGGCCCGCCCGGACUGCGUCACCUACUAUAAGAAUGACGCCGGCUGGAAUACCUUUACAAUGCCGUGGACAUGGUGGCAGUUCAGACGCAUGCUGAGAAAGAUUCAGUGGGACCAGUGGGAUGUCAUUGAGAAACCUAUCGAGAAGGUGCAAAUCGGCAUGAUAUAG
Fonsecaea erecta is the source of this 1653-nucleotide messenger RNA. RefSeq lists its product as hypothetical. The record is from RefSeq and is a predicted model, not a curated record. The coding region runs from base 1 to 1653 and encodes 550 amino acids. Gene Ontology annotation, molecular function: N,N-dimethylaniline monooxygenase activity; NADP binding; flavin adenine dinucleotide binding. NCBI's taxonomy places the organism in Eukaryota, Fungi, Ascomycota, Eurotiomycetes, Chaetothyriales, Herpotrichiellaceae. The transcript is spliced from 5 exons.